Messenger RNA from Uloborus diversus, 556 nucleotides. RefSeq names its product ribosome biogenesis protein BOP1-like. Gene Ontology annotation, biological process: ribosome biogenesis; maturation of LSU-rRNA from tricistronic rRNA transcript (SSU-rRNA, 5.8S rRNA, LSU-rRNA). The transcript is spliced from 3 exons. The coding region runs from base 176 to 556 and encodes 126 amino acids. NCBI's taxonomy places the organism in Eukaryota, Metazoa, Arthropoda, Arachnida, Araneae, Uloboridae. Gene Ontology annotation, cellular component: preribosome, large subunit precursor; PeBoW complex. The record is from RefSeq and is a predicted model, not a curated record. Gene Ontology annotation, molecular function: ribonucleoprotein complex binding.
AGAAAUUUUCGGCAAGCCAUGUGCCGUGCUCUCUUAUAUGUAAAUAUGUGUGAAUUUAAACUCUGAUUUACUUCAUGCUAUUUUCAAAUAACUAAAAAGUGCAGUUAACUUUAUGUGAACUCAGUGAAAAAAAAAUUGCUUAAUUUGCUUUAGUUUUUCAUAUGUUAUAGUCACGAUGAAAACACAACAUAGUAUUAGUAAAUCAGAUCAAGCUGAAGAUAGUGAUUCUAGCGUAUAUUCUGGGCUUGAAGAUGAAGAUGAUACCUCAUUGUCUGAAAGUGAAAAUGAAGAUCAGAAAAUCUUGGCAGAACCUUGUAAUGUUAGCAAUGCUUCCAUUAAUGGUGAAAGCUCAAGGCAAGUUGCUGUGGAUGAGUAUGCUGAAGAUACUUCAGAUGAAGAAGACAUUCGAAACACAGUUGGUAAUAUUCCAAUGCAAUGGUAUGAUGAUUUCCCUCACAUUGGUUAUGAUAUUGAAGGUAAGAAGCUUAUGAAGCCUGCAACAAAUGAUGAAAUUGAUGAAUUCUUGAGCAAGAUUGAUGAUCCUAAUUACUGGUAA